AGAGGAAGGGUGCAAAAAAAAAAAAUACAGAAGAGAGCGAGAGCGAAGAUGGCGGACGCUCAGCCCCUAAUGACAAAUGAUAUCCCACUGUCAUUCAUCGAAGUUCACGAGUCAGAUCGCAAAGUUCUCCACGACCAGAACGCAUUUUUGUGUCUAUUCGCGGAAAAGAAUGUCGAGACGAAGUAUGGUGAUGUGCGAGUCUCGAUGCAAGGCACCGAGGGCAAACCUGCAAUCGUCACAUUUCACGAUAUCGGGCAAAAUCAUACCUCCGCUUUCCUCGGGUUUUUCAAUUUUGUCGACGUGCAGCCCCUUCUGGAGCACUUCUGCAUCUACCACAUAGACGCCCCGGGACAAGAAAACUGCGAAAAACAGCUGCCUGAAACUUUUGUUUAUCCUACGAUGGAGGAGCUUGCCGAUUUCGUUGUUCACGAAGUCGUAAAGCAACUCUCCAUUUCUCGGUUUAUUGGCCUAGGGGUGGGCGCGGGCGCGAAUGUGCUCUGCCGCUAUGGCUUGAUGUAUCCAGAUUUUGUUGAUGCUUUGGUCUUGGUGAAUUUGUCCGUUGGAAAGUCUGGAUGGAUAGAGUGGGGAUACCAAAAGGUGUGUGUGCGGCAGCUCCAUAACAAGGGGCUCACUACUUUUGUCGAGGAUUACUUACUUUGGCACCACUUUGGAGAGAAAACAAAGGAGGAAAACUUGGAUUUGUCUUCAGCUUACAAAGAUAGCCUCAGGUCACUCCUAAACCCACACAAUCUGGCCCUCUUUAUCAACUCUUACAUCACACGCACAAAUAUUGACAUUGUCCGACCAGUAGAGGGAGGUCCCAACCCACGAUCCCUAAAGUGCCCCACCCUGCUGGUAACAGGGACGUUUUCCCCCCAUGGCGACGAUGUGGUGGAGAGCAACAGUCGAUUGGAUCCCAAGAUAUCAGAGUACAUGAAAGUGUCAGACUGCGGUGGAAUGCCACUAGAGGAGCAACCUGCUAAAGUGGCACAAGCACUGAUAUUGUUUCUUCAGGGGAAUGGCUAUGUCCAGCGGCUGAGGGCUUGCAGUACAAGAGGCUUAUCGAGCACAGCAAGUAGCAGCCAAACAAGUUUACAGAGUCUGUCUUCAGGGUCACCCGCCAGAAGCUCUCAGAGUCUUUCUACCGACUCUCCUGCCAAAACAAACCUGGGGCCUGUGGCAUGCUGAACUGAAUAGAGAAAACACAGAAAAGAUGGAUGAAUUGUCAUGACCCAUCUUCAGAAAAUGGUGUAUACAUUUUUUCCUUGAAUUUUUCUUUGAUUGUCACUUCUCAAGGUGGCGUGAUCCCUGAUUGUUUACAGGGCUAAAUUUAAACAUUUUUAUCAUCUUUCUCUAGGCUAUAAGGUUUGUUUUGAGAAUUUCCUAUCUUACCCAAACAGUAUUUGAGGGUAUCGUGGGUGGUCAAAUGAUCUCAGUUAAAUUAUACAACACUUGAACAUUGAUACAGAACUUGUCAAACGCUAUUGUAAUCCACUGUUAUAUCAAGGGUGCUUUCUAACUCCAUUGUUUUGAAAAACUACAAAUUAUUGAAAGCAAUAAGGAGAAUUUUUCAGUCAAAAAAAUUAAUACCUUAUUAUUAACUCUUUACAAAAGCGUAUAAUUGUAAUCAUAUAUAAUGUACAAUUUAUCAAUGUCGUAAUUCGAAUCAGUACUUGUAAAAUAUUGCAAAUCUCAAUAUUUUAUUCUUACUAUUCAGUGUUGAUAAAAAGGAUUGAAUAAAGAGGGCUGACUUGGC
Messenger RNA from Nematostella vectensis (starlet sea anemone), 1756 nucleotides. RefSeq names its product protein NDRG4. Bases 49 to 1188 code for a protein of 379 amino acids. The transcript has 3 exons. Gene Ontology annotation, cellular component: cytoplasm. The record is from RefSeq and is a predicted model, not a curated record. Gene Ontology annotation, biological process: signal transduction. Lineage: Eukaryota; Metazoa; Cnidaria; Anthozoa; Actiniaria; Edwardsiidae.